Molecule: messenger RNA, 255 nt
Organism: Pieris macdunnoughi
Lineage: Eukaryota; Metazoa; Arthropoda; Insecta; Lepidoptera; Pieridae
Source: the annotation of a GenBank genome assembly
AUGUUAAUAACGAAGUACACAGCGAUUCUUUUGGAGAGUGCCAAAAUGUCGGAGGCGCGAAACACCACUCCGUCGAGGUCCGACGGUGACUGGUCGUCUUUGGAUAGCGCCCGCCGAAAACGCUGGAGAAGGAGGACUUAUGCUUAUAGAAAAUACAUCAAAGUAUGGAAAAGCCCUAGAGGCCCGAAACCUGAACAGAAGGAACAGUUGUACAAGGAACAGACGCAAAAGUACAUGCCUCAAGAAGAGAUGUAA